GAGGUUUUUGCAAUUAUCCCUUUAUCUUUCUUUGUUUGAUUUGUACUGCAUCAACCUUCAAACCAGAUUGGGAAAAUGUCCAUCUCGGCAUCUCCACUCUGGAGUAGUAAGGCUGCCUUUCAUUCUUCUUUCCUCCCUCUCCUCUCUCAGCUCCAAAUUUCACCACCGCCCGUGCAUUGCAUAUGAUGAAAGCUUCCUCGUCUUCUUCGCCCUUUCAUUCUUCCUUCUCCUUCUCUUGAAUCUCUGCCACCCACUUGCUGCUGUUUAGUGAAGAAGAGUCUUCAAAGAGAGAAUUUUGGGUUAAAGAUUGAUUUGUUAUGGCUGUCUUCCUGUGCAAUUGCUCAUAAAUUGGGCACUGGGACUUCAGCGUGGUUUACCAACAAAAUUCAGUGGCCACAAGCGCCUCUAGAUUUUAAACUGACAACUUUACUCCAUGAUCGAGGUUAUCAGCAAGGCUCCAACCUCGAUUCAUUUAGCAUUUACUCCCGAUGUCAGUUUUGAAUGCAAACUGAGGAACAUAACUUGUGGUCUCAAAUCCUGUCUGCAAAAGAGAUGUGUUGCCUUGUGUUCCAUCAGUGAUAAACCAAAAUGGAGUUCCAAUGGUCAUAUGCCAAAUGAUGGUCAUAGCAAAUAUAGAAACCAUCAUAAAAAUUAUAGUUCAGAGGAAGAGGAGGAGGAGAGAAAAGUCCAUUGUGAAGUUCAAGUGAUAUCAUGGCGAGAACGUAGAAUUAAGGCUGAGGUAGUAGUUAAUGCAGAUGUGGCUUCUGUUUGGGAUGCCCUUACCGACUAUGAACGGCUUGCUGAUUUCGUUCCGAAUCUUGUGAGUAGCAUGAGAAUUCCUUGUCCACAUCCCGGACGUAUUUGGUUGGAGCAGAGAGGCUUGCAACGAGCUCUUUAUUGGCACAUAGAAGCUCGGGUUGUGUUGGAUCUCCAAGAGUUUCAAACUUCAGCAAAUGACCAUGAACUCCAGUUUUCCAUGGUUGAUGGUGAUUUCAAGAAGUUUGAAGGAAAAUGGUCUGUCAAAUCUGGUAAAAGGUUCUCAAAAACUACUUUGAGUUAUGAGCUAAAUGUCAUACCAACAUUCAACUUCCCUGCAAUUUUCUUGGAGAGAAUAAUCAGCUCAGAUCUUCCUGUGAAUCUUCAAGCCAUGGCUUGCAGAGCUGAAAGUACUUUCAAGAACAGCCAGAAUUCAUUGACUGAUGAAGCUCCUCCAGUUACAACAUUAGCAGACUCCUUUACUUCCACAAGUUCAGAUGUCAGUGGUGUUGCAUCAGACAAGAAUGAUUUUCCCACUGGAGAAUUAAAAGAAAAAUUGCUCAAGGCUACCUUGAGCCCCUUAUCUCCCGCAAAAAGUGAGUUAAGCAGUAAUUGGGGAGUAUUUGGGAAAGUAUGCAAGCUUGAUAAGCCAUGUAUGGUAGAUGAAGUUCAUCUUCGAAGAUUUGACGGCCUUUUGGAAAAUGGAGGUGUUCACCGUUGUGUUAUUGCUAGCAUAACCGUAAAAGCUCCAGUGCCUGAAGUUUGGAAUAUUUUGACCGAGUAUGAGAGACUUCCUGAGAUAGUUCCAAACUUAGCUAUCAGCAAGAUUCUGUCACGCGAGAACAAUAAAGUUCGCAUUCUUCAGGAGGGAUGCAAGGGUUUGCUAUACAUGGUACUUCAUGCACGUGUUAUACUUGACUUGUGUGAAGUACUUGAACAAGAGAUUAGCUUUAAGCAGGUUGAAGGUGAUUUUGAUUCAUUCAGGGGGAAAUGGAGUCUAGAGCAAUUAGGGAAUCAUCACACACUGUUGAAAUACACUGUGGAGUCAAAAAUGCGGAAGAAUUCAUUUCUUUCUGAAGCUAUCAUGGAAGAGGUGAUAUAUGAAGAUCUCCCUUCAAAUUUAUGUGCAAUUCGAGAUUAUAUUGAGACAAAGGUUGCUGAAAACACUUCCAAGGCAUUUGACUAUUCAGCUUACACAAAUGAGCUUUUUGCUUCAUCUUCCAACGAGAAUGCUGCCAGUAAUGAUGAGCCAGCUAAUCAAAAUUUGAGUUCAACUGCUUCAGAUUCAUCUAGACAGAGACCUAAAGUUCCAGGAUUGCAGAGAGACAUUGAAGUUCUCAAAUCUGAACUCUUCACUUUUAUAGCUGAACAUGGACAAGAAGGCUUUAUGCCCAUGAGAAAGCAACUUCGGAGGCAUGGAAGGGUGGACAUUGAGAAGGCAAUCACGCGCAUGGGAGGAUUCAGAAGAAUAGCUGCCUUGAUGAAUCUCUCUCUUGCAUACAAACACCGCAAGCCAAAAGGUUAUUGGGACAACCUUGAGAAUUUGCAAGAAGAGAUAAGUUGGUUCCAAAAGAGUUGGAGAAUGGACCCAUCAUUCAUGCCCAGCAGAAAAGCUUUUGAGCAAGCAGGUCGCUUUGAUAUUGCACGUGCAUUGGAGAAAUGGGGAGGUCUUCAUGAAGUUUCACGUCUUCUUUCACUUAAGGUGAGGCAUCCUAACAGGCAGGCAAGCUUAGCAAAAGAAAGAAAAAUGGAAGUUUUGGCGCCUAACGAAGACCAGGCACCAUCUAAGCCUUAUGUUUCGCAAAACACUCAGAAGUGGCUGACAAAAGUGAAGGAAUUUGACAUAAAUUGGGUGGAAUGAUAUCUGUAUCUGUUGUUCUCGCUAAUUAUGUAUUUGCUGUAAAUUAAUCAAAAAUUUCGGUAUUAAGGAAGAGUAAGAUUAUGUAUAGACCAUGUUCCAAUUUCCUUUAUAUAUGAUGAACGCUGGUGUCUGAGAAUUCAUAAUGGAUCCAAGAUCUGGAUCAGCCCCAC
Messenger RNA from Coffea arabica (coffee), 2787 nucleotides. RefSeq lists its product as uncharacterized. NCBI's taxonomy places the organism in Eukaryota, Viridiplantae, Streptophyta, Magnoliopsida, Gentianales, Rubiaceae. Gene Ontology annotation, biological process: regulation of photosynthesis, light reaction. The record is from RefSeq and is a predicted model, not a curated record.